UGGCCGGUCAAUUUAGAGAUACAAGCUUCGAAGCAAUAGUAUUAUUGGGGUCUCCCAAAAUCAUGCCCAACCUAAUUCUUUUAACCAAUCUCAUACGGACAAAUCUUUAAAGUCACUGAUUCCAACAGAUUGCUGAUCUCACAAGUAAACCAAACCAAAACCCUAAAGCAAAAGCAAAAGCCAAAACCAGAGCAAGCUAAAGAUAGAAUUUAGAAAAAAAUUAAAAAAUUGGACCUACUCAUUAUUACUUAUAACAUCUUUUUUUUCAACUCAAAAGCGUAUAGUAUUAUAAUUCAAUAAUUCUAUUUUUGGCAACUUAGUAAGAAAGCUGGAGCUAAAAAUAGAGAAAAGAAGUGGUUCGGUGUGGUGAGAUGGCUUCAUUAACUGCUGCUACACCUCUCUCCCCUUUGAGGAAUUUAAAGCCUUCUCUUAUUGAUCAUCAUCAAACUUUUCUUUUUUCUAAUAGAAGAAGAUCCAACAAGAAGAAGAACCAAGCUAUUGUUCCUGUUGCGAGGUUAUUUGGGCCAGCUAUAUUUGAAGCAUCAAAAUUGAAGGUUCUUUUCUUAGGAGUGGAUGAAAAGAAGCACCCAGGGAAUCUCCCAAGAACUUAUACACUCACACAUAGUGAUAUAACCUCUAAACUCACCUUAGCCAUAUCCCAGACUAUAAACAAUUCUCAGUUGCAGGGAUGGUAUAAUAAGUUACAAAGAGAUGAAGUUGUUGCAGAGUGGAAAAAAUUCAAAGGAAAAAUGUCUCUUCAUGUUCAUUGUCACAUAAGUGGAGGCCAUUUUUUAUUAGACUUAUGUGCAAGGCUUAGAUUCUUCAUCUUCAGCAAAGAACUUCCUGUGGUUUUGAAAGCCUUUGUUCAUGGAGAUGAAGAUUUGUUGAACAAUUACCCAGAAUUACAGGAGGCUUUGGUAUGGGUCUAUUUUCACUCGAAUGUUCCUGAGUUCAACAAGGUGGAAUGCUGGGGCCCACUGAAGGAGGCUGUGAAUGGGCCCUACUUUGAAAGUAAGAAGUUGAGGAAAUUGAAUCCCGCAAGUAAUUGGGAGUUGCCUGAAAAGUGUGUUGAAGAUUGUAACUGUUGCUUUCCUCCAAUGAGCUCAAUUUCGUGGUCUGAAUCUGAACAAGUUUCCAAUUGAACUCAAAUUAAUUGGGCCCACAAAAAACGCCAUCAAAAGUUAAACGGCGUUGUUUCACCUCGUGGUUUGUGUGUUAUUAUAAAUAUAAAUAUAUAUUUUUUUGGAUUAAUUAAUGUAGGGCUUUGUAAAUUUGUCGAUUUUACACUGUAAAUACGUGUUAUACUUUCUUCCACAAAUUUUAAUCAACAAAUGUUAUUCCUACUUAA
Cannabis sativa is the source of this 1348-nucleotide messenger RNA. Its product is annotated as protein STAY-GREEN homolog, chloroplastic. The transcript has 4 exons. NCBI's taxonomy places the organism in Eukaryota, Viridiplantae, Streptophyta, Magnoliopsida, Rosales, Cannabaceae. Bases 372 to 1142 code for a protein of 256 amino acids. The record is from RefSeq and is a predicted model, not a curated record.